UUUGUUGUUUGUUUUUGUUUUUUGUAUUUAUUUGAAUCUUGUAAAAAGAGAGGUUUUUGUGUGGAAGUUACGAAAUAAAUGGUUUUCCCAAUUAUUCAGCCUACGGGUGUAAUGUAAUCAAGAGUGUAUGACAUAGCCGGCCGGUGAGGGCAAAAUCAUUAUUUCAGUUUUUGUAAAUUCGAAAGCAUUUUAAAUCAGUCUGCAACCCUGCCAAGAGUACAAAGGGAAUAAAAUAUGUUUGUCAAGCGUUUGUUUAUUUCCAUGGUGCGUUUAUUCCUUAGUUGGGAGGAGGAGAAAUACCCUAUAGCUGAAUACAUUAUUUGAUAACCUGGACCAUGGACGACCUAUCACCAUUUCCAUUGAGCCAACAAAGUUCGUCAAUGUUACUGGGACCAAAUGUCCCGAACAUUCCCGUAAAGGAGAUUUUAUUGAGGUUUAUGGAUCAACUAGACAAUUGUCUUGUCAAGAUAUAUCGAUUAAAUGUCGCUCCAAGUUGGGGAGAAAUCAAGGAGCUGCAAGUGUCGUUGAAAUACCUGAGGGGAGUAGUAGUUCCCUGGGAUUUAUACAAACUUUAUAUGAAAUCAAUCUUGGACUAUAUUGACAUUGUGAUGCAAUUUAUAGCUGGCUAUUAUAAUUAUUUGGACUUUCAAAAGCAAAUGCACCAUACGUCCGCAUUACUCUCAUCUGUUUCGGCACUUUUUCGAGAAGAAACGUGUUGUGGUAUAUUUCUACAAAGGGCGGCAACUAAAAUUUUUGAUUUGGUAUUAAUUGAUGACCAACCAAUAAUUCUAAAAAUCCAAUUGCUUUGUAUGUUGAAUGAUAUCAUAAUUAUUGCCAAUCUAGAUGUCCGGAUGAAAACGGGAAAUCAGAAAAUUGAAUAUUUGUACCGGUUAUUUGAUUGGCUCUCUACUUUAGGGGAAUAUCUAGCCCAAAUUACCGUGAUGAAAUUAAUAACUAAUAUAUUUGCAGAAAAUAUUAAGGGGCUCAAAUAUUGUCCAGUGCCUGGGCGUGAGGAGUUAGGACGAGAACUAAUUAAUAUUAAUAGAAGUAAUAUACAUAGUGAGGCAAGAAUAUGGCUCAAUAAAUUCAAUGAAAAUAGCAACCUAAUUUGUUCUUUUGCUUACGAAACAAUACAUGUAGGCAACAUAAAUUGUGAAUGUCCAAAUGAGGGCGAUUUCAAAUAUAUUGAUUUUAAUAUCAAAGAAAAACUUGUGAGUUUUUAUACCAAGAUUUCGGAGGAUAAUUGGAAUCGCGUAUUUAUUAUUGUAAAUCGUGUAGAUACAGUUGAAAUACAGAGGUCGAACUCCUUCAUCAUUCUGACUAUAGUGCAAACAAAUAAUGCUUACGUUAGCCAGAAUAUCUCCCUGCAAGCACAAUGGAAUAAUGUAGAUCCACCAAUGGAGAUAUUAUUAAUAAACACUGGUAUUAUGGAUAAAUUGAAGCUUAUUUUGGGGCAGAUAUUUGGAGACAAAUUUUUGUACUCUCAUGAAAGCGUGGAAGCACUGGAAAGGCGUUCUAUGGCAGUUGAAGAUUCAAUUUCAGAAGAGGAAGAUAACAAUAUUGAUAUGGCCCGUGAUCAUCCUCCUAUGUCAUUACAUGGCUCUCAUAAAAGCAUGGAAGCCUUGGAAAGGGGUUCAAGGGCAGUUGAAGAUUCGCUAUCGAAUACAAUCUUGGAUCAGGAGGAUAAAGAUAUUAAUAUGACCCAUGAUUAUCCUGUGUCGGCCCAUGGAUUUCAUGAACCCAUGGAAGCACUGGGAAAACUUUCUAGCGCAGUUUUGGAGCAUGGCUCUGAUGAAAGUAUAGAUGCACUGGAAAGAUUUUCUAGGGCAGUUGAAGAUUGUCCAUCGGAUACAAUCCCAAAUGAAGCGGAUGACGACUUUAACAAGGCCUCUGAUACUGAACCAGCAUCGGCUAAAUUAUCAACAACUGAAAUCCCAGAUUGGGCCGAAAGUGCAGAACUAGCGGGCGUUGGUCUUCAAAAGUCUUCUCGAGCAGCUAAUGAUAAUCCUCUAUUAGCGAAUGAAAUACCAUAUGGGGCAGGCGAUGUCUCUUAUGUGUCAAUGUCAGAUCUGGGGACUCUACAGUCAAAGUUGGCUACAAGUGCCAGUGCGCGGAGUUCCAUUAAAUUGUCAUCGGAUGAUACUGAGGGGAGUUCCAAUGAAUUGGAUGAAAACCAAACAGUUUUAUCACAGGUUCCUGAAGUCCAACAAUAUAGGCUACCUAGCCCGAAAAUAUCAGGAUCACAGAACAAUAUUAGACCUCUUUGUGAUAUAGUUGAACGUAAUUUUGUACCAGCUGAAUAUUCCACACCAGUUAAAAAGUCCUGGAUGGUUUAUCUUGACAGUUCCAGUGAAGAUGAUUUCAAGACAAGAGCAAAAAAAGAUCAAGCCAAACCAAAAACCAAGUUUGCUCCCAUCAAAAAACGCAAUCGUGUUAGACAAUUAGUUAACAGAGAGAGGGGUUUACACAAACCUAUGCCAGAUAACAAACCAUUGAGUUACAAGUGCAGCCGUGGCUUCGAAGACGAAGGCGAAAUGUCUAUUGAACAAGUCGAAUUGCAUAGUGACACUACAAACCAAAGCGAUCAGGAAGCAAACAAACCUCAAAAACCUGUAGAUUUUAAUCAAAUUGUUCUGGAUGAAAAUACUCCUACGGUUAAGGUGGAUGAAACAGAAAUACUUGGCAGAGAGGGAGUUUUACAUAAAUCCAUUCUAGAGAAGAAACCGUUGAGUUACAAUGGCAGCAGUGGCCUUGAAGACGAGAAAGAAAAUGCCAAAAUAUCUAUUGUACAAGUUGAAGUCCAUAGUAGCACUACUAAUCAAAGUGAUCAGGCAGCAAAAAGUUUUAUGGAUCAACAUCAAAAACGUAAAGAUUCUGAUCACAUUGUUCUCGAAGAAAAUGCUCCGACAAUUAACACGGAUCAGACAGAAAAUAACACGGAGAGAAAACUUUAUGAUUCAACAAAUAUUUUGGAAGAAACCAUGGAAGGAAAUCAUAAAUACAAAAAAUCUGAGUCUGCUUCUAUCAGCAAACGUAGUCGUGCUAGACAAUCAGUUAGAAGAGAGAGAGUGUUACACAAACCUAUGCAAAAGAAGAAACCAUUGAGUAACAAGAGCAGCAGUGGCCUUAAAAACGAGAGAGACAAAGCCAAAAUAUCUAUUCUAGAAGUUGAAGUCCAUAGUGACACUAGAAAUCAAAGUGCUCAGAAUCACAUUGUUAUGGAAGAAAAUGUUCAAACGGUUAACAUAAUUGAGACAGAAAAACCUAAUAGAGAGAGAGUUUUACAAAAACCUUUGCCAGAAAAGAAACCAUUUAGUUACAACGGCAGCAGUGGCCCUGAAGACGAGAGAGACAAAGCCAAAAUAUCUAUUACACAAGUUGAAGUCCAUAGUGACACUACAGAUCGAAGUAAUCUGAAUCUCAUUGUCAUGGAAGAAAAUGUUCAAACGGUCCACAUAAAUGAGACAAAAAAACUUAGCAGAGAGAGAGUUGUUUCAGACAAACCUAUACUAGAGAAGAAACCAUUGAGUUACGAGGGCAGAAGUGGCCUUGAACAUGAAAAAGAUGAAAUAUCUAUUGAACCAGUUGAAGUGCAUGUACAUACAAACAUCGCAAAUGAAAGUGAUCGGGAAGCAAAAGGUUCUAUAGAUGAACAUCAAAAAAGUGAAGCUUCUAAUCACAUUGCUCUGGACGAAAAAGCUCCGAUGAUUAACGUGAACAAAACAGAAAAUAACAAGUACUUACCCGACCUCAAAGCCAAAGAAAGCCAAUCGGCACCGGACCAUUCAAGUCUUAGAAAAACAAAGAGGAGGAAACUUUAUGAUCCAGCAGAUUUCUCUAAUUUGGAUGAAAUGGUGGAAGGAAAUCAAAAGUACAAAAAACCCAAGUCUGCUCCCAUGAGAAAACGCAGUCGUGUUAGACAAUUACGUAGCAGAGAUAUAGUUUUGGACAGACCUGUGCUAGAGAAGAAACCAUUGAGUUACAAUAACAUCAGUGGUUUUGAACAUAAGAAAGGCAAAGACGAAGUAUCUAUUGACCAAGUUGAAGUCCAUAUUAACACUUCAAAUCAAAGUGAUCAGAAUCACAUUAUUCUGAAAGAAAAUGUUCGAACGGUUAACGUAAAUGAAACAGAAAAAGUUAGCAGAGAAAGAGUUUUACACACACCUAUUUUAGAAAAGAAACCAUUGAGUAACAAGGACAGCAGUGGCUCUGAUCAUGAUGAAAAAGACAAAGACGAAAUAUUUAUUGAACCACCUAAAGUUCAUACAAACAGUGAAAGUAAAAGUGAUCGCGAAGCUAAAGGUUCUAUAGAUGAACAUCAAAAAGGUGAAGAUUCUAAUAACAUUGUUUCGGAAGAAAAUGCUCCGACGAUUACCGUGGACAAAACAGAAAAGUACAAAUACUUGCCCGACCUCAAGGCCAAAGAAAGCCAAUUGGCACCGGACCAUUCACGUCUUAGAGAAACAAAAAGGAAGAAACUUCAUGAUCCGGCGGAUUUCUCUUAUUUGGAUGAAAUGGUGGAAGGAAAUCAAAAAUACAAAAAACCUAAGUCUGCUCCCAUGAGAAAACGCAGUCGUGUGAGACAAUUACGUAGCAGAGAUAUAGUUUUCGACAAACCUAUGCUAGAGAAGAACAUCAGUGGUUUUGAACAUAAGAAAGGCAAAGACGAAGUAUCUAUUGACCAAGUUGAAGUCAAUAUUAACACUUUAAAUCAAAGUGAUCAGAAUCGCAUUAUUCUGAAAGAAAAUGUUCAAGCGGUUAACGUAAAUGAAACAGAAAAACUUAGCAGAGAAAGAGUUUUACACAAACCUAUUCUAGAAAAGAAAUCAUUGAGUAACAAGGACAGCAGUGGCUCUGAUCAUGAUAAAGACAAAGACGAGAUAUCCAUUGAACCAGUUGAGGUGCAUACAAACAUUGAAAAUAAAAGUGAUCGCGAAGCAAAAGGUUCUAUAGAUGAACGUCAAAAACGUGAAGAUUCCAAUCACAUUGUUUUGGAAGAAAAUGCUCUGAUGAUGAAUGUGGACAAAACAGUAAAUAACAAGUACUUUCCCGAUCUUAAGGCCAAAGAAAGCCAACCGGCAUCGGACCCUUCAAGUCUUAGAAAAACAAACAGGAGGAAACUUAAUGGUCCAGCGGAUUUCUCUUAUUUGGAUGAAAUGGUGGAAGGAAAUCGAAAAUACAAAAAACCCAAGUCUGCUUCUAUCACAAAACGUAGUCGUGUCAGAGAUAUAAUUUCAAACAAACCUGUGAUAGAGAAGAAACCAUUGAGUUACAAGGACAGCAGUGACUCUGAUCAUGAGGAAGACAAAGACGAAAUAUCUAUUGAACCAGCCAAAGUGCAUACAAACUUUGCUAAUCAAAGUGAUCAAGAAGCCAAAGGUUCUAUAGAUGAACAUCAAAAACGUGAAGAUUCUAAUCACAUUGUUUUAGAAGAAAAUGCUCUGACGAUUAACAUGGACAAAAUAGAAAAUAACAAGUACUUGUCCGACAUCAAGGCCAAAGAAAGCCAAUCGGCACGGGACCAUGCAAGUCUUAGAAAAACAAACAGGAGGAAACUUUAUGAUCCGACUGAUUUUUCUUAUUUGGAUGAGAUGAUGGAAGAAGUAAACCGAGACUUUAAAUCAAAGCGAAGUGAGAGGCGACAAUCUGCGAAGAAACGAAAAGGCUUUGAUGUGAGUCCCAAUAUCAUAGGGCUGAGAAAAAGGGUUUUUGACGAACUGAGUCCUAUUAGAUCCUUGGCAAACACUACUAGAAGACACACAAGGCACAGACAUAGAGGAUUUGAUAUAAAUCGGACUAUUAUAACUGAGGGAAUAACGUUUUUUGAAGGUGUGGGCGAUUCUUUCAACUUUAACCUGUUUGAAGAAGUAUCACCUGUUAAAAGGCAGCGAAGAAGUUAUGAGAAAUCACUUAGAUCAGCAUCGAAGAAGACUCCUACUCCUAAGAAAAAACGUCAAAGUAAAAUCAAAGAAAUCAAUACUCAAUCAGUCAAGCAUGAAUCGUGGGAUCACAUUGUUAAACCAGUUGAUAUUGAUGUUGAAUCAGAAAACAAUCGAAACGGAACGCUACAUGAUGCUCCUGAGGAAAUUUAUGCUAAGACAAAGCAAAAGCGCAUCAAUAUUCAGCAGAAUGUUUUGCUGGUACCCGCGAAACGUCCUGCAAUGGAAAAUGCUGAAAACCAGUUAGUCAAGGAUACUAAAGUUACUAAUGAAGAAAAAAAAUAUGUAACCUUCUCAUUCCAACAAGAUGAAUUAACAGAAUUUAUAGAGGGGAUAGAAGGUGCAAAAAUAUGUUGUAAUAAAAUCGAAGCCUUUCUAACAAAGCUAUAUAAAAAGAAAUUAUUGUAAAGUUCCUGUUCCUGUUAUUAGUACAAUACGAGCAUAGUAAUUAUUGUUGAUCAACCGAAAAAAAAAAAUAUGUUUUGGUUCUCUAUUUAUUUAUUUUUUUCCAAUGUUAAUUUUAGAUCAUAAUUUAUUAUUUAUAGUUGAUGUUAUUUAAUAUAUCUGUUCCCACAUGAA
Ceutorhynchus assimilis (cabbage seed weevil) is the source of this 6518-nucleotide messenger RNA. Lineage: Eukaryota; Metazoa; Arthropoda; Insecta; Coleoptera; Curculionidae. The record is from the annotation of a GenBank genome assembly.